Molecule: messenger RNA, 2031 nt
Organism: Gymnogyps californianus (California condor)
Lineage: Eukaryota; Metazoa; Chordata; Aves; Accipitriformes; Cathartidae
Gene: EAPP
Product: E2F associated phosphoprotein
Exons: 6
Coding region: 9-875 (288 amino acids)
Biological process (GO): positive regulation of cell population proliferation
Cellular component (GO): nucleus
Source: RefSeq, a predicted model, not a curated record
GCGCCGCCAUGAGCUGCCUGCGGGAGGAGGACGACCCGUACGUGGUGGAGGAGCCCAGCGACGAGGAGCGAGCGCUCAGCAGCUCAGAAGAUGAGGUGGAUGUGCUCUUACAUGGCACUCCUGACCAGAAGCGGAAGCUGAUACGGGAGUGCCUGACUGGGGAGAGCGAGUCUUCCAGUGACGAUGAGUUCCAAAAGGAGAUGGAAGCGGAGCUGAACACCACCAUGAGGACUAUGGAAGGCAAAUGGAAAUCACCAGAAACAGGUACUUCCUCAAGUACUGGGCAGACGGGACCUGCCACCACUUCAAAAUACUAUGAUGACAUUUACUUUGAUUCUGAUUCAGAGGAUGAAGAUAAAAUAGUUACACAGGAUGUCCGGAAAAAUAGAAAACAUCAACAACGUCGGAUUCUUUCCAAUGAUGAACUGUUAUAUGACCCAGAAGAAGACAGUAGAGACCAAGCGUGGGUAGACUCACAGAGGAGGGGGUACCGUAAUCAAAGAAGAGUGCUGCAGCAGCAGCAGCAGACAAAACCUUCAGCUGUUCCAAACAGUGAUGCUGUUUUGAAUUGCCCUGCUUGCAUGACAACGUUAUGCCUGGACUGCCAGAGACAUGAAUCUUACAAAACACAAUAUAGAGCAAUGUUUGUGAUGAACUGCAUUGUUAACAAAGAGGAAAUUCUGAAAUACAGAAAGAAGCUAAAGAAAAGAAGUAAGAAAAUGAAGCACAGCAAAGAAACUACCUGUGUACAAUCAAAUCAAGAAGAGGAGGAAGUGUAUCAUCCAGUAUUAUGUACUGAAUGCUCAACUGAAGUGGCAGUAAUGGAUAAAGAUGAAGUUUUCCACUUCUUCAAUGUUCUAGCCAGCCACUGCUAAUGUGCAAAAGCAGGGGAAAAAAAUCCUGCGCUGUUUUAGGACUGUGUGAAGUAUCAGAAAUGCAGGCAUGUUAGCCUUCUUUAAAUAUAGUCUUGAAAUGUACAUUUUCAUCAGAGAACUUUAUAAUGGUUGGAUUUUUGCAAAGCUUACGAAAGGAAUACAGUUAACUGCAUGCAUUUGAGAGCAAUAUUCUUUCACACUGUCAGGUGGUUGCGUCAUUGAGGAUUUAAAAUUUUGUAAAUAUGAUGUAAGAUCUGUGUAUUAUGAUCGUUCCCUGUAUAUAUACUAUCCAUUAUCUCACCAUGUAUUAGAACUGCUGCUUAGAAUAAAUACUAUAUAGUAACUGGUUCUCCAUAGCUGCAUUGGUCAUUUCUAUGGCACGUGGUAAACAACUCUCAGUCAGGAUGCUGGGCUGCUUUAGGCUGGUAUUGGUAGAUUUGCACACAGGUAGGUUUGAUAAACCAAAUUUUCAUUAUAUUUGGGGGUUUGGCCCAUUAAGAUCUCAAAAAUGGAAACUUUUAUUUAUACAGAGUGGAAGAUUAGCUUCUAUCAAGUUUGCUGGCAUGAAUCAUUCUGGCAUGGAUCAUUUAAAUCAACAUAUUAAUGCUUAGAAAUACAGUUAAGAGUUUUUAAUGUAAAUAUGUGUAUGAAGAAAAUACUGGAGUGUUUUUUCUGUUGUCCUUUUUCCUUACAAUGACACAUUUUAAGAAGAAAUUUAUGGUCAGAUCUAUGACCAUAGAGCUAAUUUGUAUGCUUUUUCUGUUUCUUUAGUACGUUUACAACUUCUUUAUGGAAGCAUAAAGAGCUUCUGCUACUUGAUAUUUAGACUUCUUGCUUAGUCUAUGAAGCUGCUGCAAUGUUAACAAUGGAUCCUUCCCUCUCUUCCUCCAGGCGUGCUCCCAAGAAGUGAACUCUUGGUUUUUAUUAGUAAGUAACGUCUCCUCUUUAUAGCCUGAUAUUUAACAUUUCACUUUGAAGAAGGGUCUGUCUGAAAAAAAUCUCAUCUUUAUGCUUUUGCUUUUAAUAGUACUAGGAAUAAUUUGUUAUAUGUGCUUUGAGGAAUUGUCAGAAAUAUUUAAACUUAGGAGGUAGGAACCUGAAGAACAUACUUCUUUUGUGCCUCAGAUUAUAAUAAAAUCUUGUGACUCUUUGGUUA